AUGUCCACCAAGGUCGAGCUAUACAUGGAGAUUGGAACGGUCAUAACAGAUCAUGAAUACCAUACAAGAUACAUUCUGAAGAAGCUUCUUGGAAGGGGAGCGUAUGCACAAUGCUAUCUGGCAGAGAUAGAAAAUGGAGAGCAGUAUGCCAUGAAGGUGGUCAGGCUGAAGGAUAUUAAAAGUCGGAAAGUUCAUGAGAAGUUAGAGUCGGAGAUAUCAAUACACUCCAAGCUGGACAAUCCCAAUAUUGUCAAGAUGUAUAGAUCAUUUAGAAACGAGGAAUAUGUCUUUAUGGUUCUUGAGCUCUGUGAGAGAGGGGCGCUGGAUGCCCUGCUGAAAAGAAAUGGAAAGCUGAAGGAAAGGCAUGUGGCGAGAUUUGUUAAACAGACUGUUGAGGGCCUGAUGUACCUUCAUGACAGUGUUAAUGUUGUGCAUAGAGACUUAAAGUUAGGGAACCUGUUUCUGGACUCUAAAUUCAAUGUGAAGAUAGGAGACUUUGGGUUGAGUGCAGUGAUAAAGGACGGGGAGAAAAAGAUUACUAUGUGUGGAACACCGAACUAUAUAGCACCCGAGGUUCUGUUUGGAAAGGCGAGCGGACAUUCUUUUGAAGCAGACAUAUGGUCUCUGGGGGUGAUUAUAUACACAUUACUUGUUGGUGUUCCACCGUUUCAGAAAAAGAACGUGGAGGACAUCUACAAGAUGAUAAAGCUCAACAACUAUAUAUUCCCGGAAAACUGCGAUCUUUCGAGCGAGGCGAUUGACCUCAUAACACAGAUACUGAACACAAAUCCUCUUGAAAGGCCAACCUUGGAGCAUAUUCUUGGCCAUAAGUUCUUGUCAAGGAAGGAGCACUUUUUGAUGAGGAUCUACAGGAACCUGAUGAUCAACAAAACACAGGAAGGGGUUAUCGAUACAGAUUAUGUCCUUUUCAGUAUCCCUGUGACAAAACUAAGAGGGAUCGGGUAUGUUCUGAAGUCCGGGGUUUAUGGGAUAUAUUUUAGCGAUCAUAGGAAUCUGAUGUUGAAGCCGAACAAGAAGAGUGUGAUAUACCUAAGCUCGGCUAUGGAGAGUGGAAAAAGGGUGUUUUAUAAGGAAGAGCAUCUUGUUGAGAAGAUACCUGGAGAGAUUCUGGAAUCAUACAAAGGAUUACAGUAUUUCAUCAGAACAUUUGACAACGGGUUUAGCUUUCUGGAUGUAGAGCCUUGCUUCAUUGUGAAGAUAAGGAAGAUAGAUUGUGGGUUUUUGUUUGUGAUGGCUGACAGUACCAUUGUGUUUGAUUUUGUUGAUGGGUGGAGGGUAGUGCUAUCCAGGUGUGGAGAAAGGGUCUCGUGCUACAACGGGCUUGGGCUUGCCUCAUUUAAUCAAGAGAUAAGAAUGAAAUGCAUAAGGAUUCUGAAGAACUGCCUCGGAUGUGAAUGA
Molecule: messenger RNA, 1419 nt
Organism: Encephalitozoon romaleae SJ-2008
Lineage: Eukaryota; Fungi; Microsporidia; Unikaryonidae
Product: Ser/Thr protein kinase
Exons: 1
Coding region: 1-1419 (472 amino acids)
Biological process (GO): mitotic cell cycle; regulation of cytokinesis; protein phosphorylation
Cellular component (GO): nucleus; cytoplasm; spindle pole
Molecular function (GO): protein binding; ATP binding; protein kinase activity
Source: RefSeq, a predicted model, not a curated record